Malassezia sympodialis ATCC 42132 is the source of this 3714-nucleotide messenger RNA. It is a transcript of the gene TRS130, whose product is annotated as transport protein particle complex II subunit TRS130. NCBI's taxonomy places the organism in Eukaryota, Fungi, Basidiomycota, Malasseziomycetes, Malasseziales, Malasseziaceae. Gene Ontology annotation, biological process: intra-Golgi vesicle-mediated transport; early endosome to Golgi transport. Gene Ontology annotation, cellular component: TRAPPII protein complex. The record is from RefSeq and is a predicted model, not a curated record.
AUGGCGUCGCCGGCGAGUGCGACGGGCGGCACGGAGCCCGUCGUGCUCAUCACCUACGCGACACACUCGGUGCCCUCGGCAGCCACGCAGGCGGAGCAUGUCGUCUCCCUCCUGCGUGCGCACCUGCCCCUGCACAACCUGCUGUGGCGGCCGUCGGCGGCCGUGCAGUGCCUGCGGCCCGAGGCACGUACGGAGGGCUCGGCGUCUGUGCCGGCGAUCCGCACGCUGCGGGAUAUGCCCGUGCAACUCGUACCUCUGGCGGCGCACGACGCGUCAGACAAGCGCGUACCGCUGCUGUACCGUCUCCCGCCUGUGCACCUUUUUUUCGUGUCGUGCGACGACAGCGAUCUGUACCGCGCGCAAGUCCGCAACGAGAUCCGUCAAUGGAUAGCCGCACUGCCCCACCACAUGCCGCACGACUACGCGGGGCUGCGUACGACUGUGGAUGGCGGGCGCGACGUGCCUGCGCACCUCGUGCCCGAGUACCUGAUUGUGCUGCUGCCGUCCGGUGCCGCGCAGGUCGGUGCGCCUGGCGCGAGUGCGGGCAAGAUGGGCCGCUUUUACGCGAUGAACAAGGGCACCGUGCUCGAGAAGCUGCGCGCCGAUUUCAAUACGAGCACCACCGAGCAUGUGCUCGCGCUGCACCGCGUGCCUGCGAGCACGGACGACAAUGACCCGGCGGCGUGGAUCGAGCUCCUCGCGCGCAUGAAGGAGGCCACACUUGCCUCGAUCGGUCGCCUCGUCGAGCUGCAGGACCGGCUCUCUGUCACCUACGAUGCAACGAGCACAGCGCCGACGUGGUCGCUGUGCACGUCGAUGCUGUACAAGGAGCACCUCGUGCAGACACUCGAGGGCCUCGGCCUCGUGCGCGAGGUGCUCUCGCUGUACGAGCAGAUUGCCGACCAGCUCACACCUGCCGCGUCGUUCCCGCCCGGCGGCACGGACGAGGGCGACGACAGCCUCCUCCUGCUCGGCCCCCUGCGCAAGCCGUACGUGGCGCAGCUUGAGCAGGGCACCAUGAAUCUCUUUGAUUGGCACAGCUACCUCUAUGCUCGCACGGCCAUGCUCCUUGGCACGCUCGGGCAGGUCGUGGCCGUGAUGGAAAAGACGCCCGCGUUUAUUGAUACGGUGACGCAUAUGCUGCGGCCACACACGCACACGCUUCCCCGCGGCUUUCUCGAGACAUGGUCCUUCUCCAUCGCACUCGACGCCGUUGAGCAGUGCCAGGCAUGGCUCGUCGAGGCGCAAGGCGAGCGCGAAGACGAGCUGAUGAUGCGGGCGUUCCACGCAGCCAAGGCCGCGCUUCUGGAGCUGGCCGUACGCCAGAUGGUCCGCAUCGGCGUGUGGACUGCGCACCUCCCUAACGAGGAGCCCUUCUCGUUCUUUGCACCCGCCUCGCACACAUAUGCAGACGGCGCGCGCCUGUCCCGCAAAGAAAUUGUCGAGGCCAUGGCCAGUCGCGACGUCUUCGACUCGCAGUGCCGCAACAUGCUGCAGCGCACUAUUCACGCGGCUACACUCAGUGGGCAGACGCACCGCCUCCUGCGGGCCAAGUACCUGCUCGCAAGCCUCGAGAGCGUGCGUGGCGCGUAUGUGCCGGCGCUAGCCAUUUACACGGAGCUUGCACAGCACCCGGACCUCCCACACACACUUGCCCUGUACGGCCCCGUGCAUGCACAGCGCCUGGCAUGCCUCGCUGCGCUCGAGCCGCAAAGCGCAGCGUGGAGCGAGGGCGUCCAGGCCGCCCUGCACUGCCUCUGCCGCCUCCGGUGCCUGGCACCGCACCGCGCGACGGGCCUCGACGAAAUGGCGCUUCUUCGCGCGCUCGCCGAAUCCGAUACCACGGUGCCCACGACCCUGCUUGGCUACAAUGGGUGCGAGUUCCGUAUCACCCAUGCACGCGCAACGCGCCGCGGCGAUACAGUGCACAUGACCGUGCCGAUCGUAUCGCAUCUGCCCGCCGCCCUCGGCGUCGACGCUGUACACAUGUGGGUUCGCAACUACCGCCAGGACCAGCUGCAGUUCACCUGCCCGCCCAUGACGCUGCAUCCCGGCGCGAAUCGUGUGGAGCUCACAUGCGCGACGCCGCUGCACGGCUACUUUCACGUCCAGGCGACGCAGAUUCAGCUGCCGCACGUGCGCCUCGAGAGCCUCGUGCAGGGCACCGCUUCGCUAUCGAGCUUGUCGGAUGCACAGCAGCUCGAGUACAUGCGCCCGCGACUGUGCCUUCCGGCUGACGGGACAGCGGCGCGAGUGCGCCUCACGGUCCCGCGCGAGGUGCGCCUCGAUGAGCGGCGCACCGUGCGCUUGCACUUGGACAGCGGCGCCCAAGCGCUCAGCGAUGCGCACGUGGCGCUCUUGACGCAGGGCGAGACGCACCUCGUGCCUGCGACCGAGUGGCUCUGUGCUGCGGGGGACGAGCCGCGCUGGACGGCGCCGGCCCCCGACCUUCUGCACAUCGCACACGUGCCGGCACACACAUCGUGGGCGUGGGACGUGCCACUCGCGUCGGUGGCUCGCACGGCGCAGCUGGACGUCCAAGUGACGCUGCGCUACCGCGGCGAGAGCGACUCGCAGGAGCGCCUGUGGCACCGUGCCCUGCCUGUGCCGCUCGCCCUGCCCUUCCACAUCCACAUCCAGGACUUUUUCCGACUCGAGACACUUCUCUCUAAGCUGUCGUUCGAGGCCCUCUCCGAGGCGCCUGUGCGCCUGUGUGCGCCAACCAUCCGUGCUGCGCCUGCGUCGCCCAUUGAAGCGUCGGUGCCGGCGAGCGGCUCGCCGCUAUGGCUCGCUUCGCGCAAGAUGAGCACCUUCCUGGUCCAGUUCACGCGGCGCGCCGGCGAGACGCGCCAUGCGAACCCUCCGUUCGAGCUGUCGAUCGCGUACCGCACCGCACACGACGAGCGAUGCGCGCUUGUGCUCGAGACUCUCGCGCGUGUACUCUCUACGUCUGAGCAGCUGGGCUGGGAAGACGGCGACGAUCUCCUUCUGCAAGAGGCGCUCUGUGAGGCACCGACGCUGGACGACGCAGCAUGGCGCCGUGUCCUGCAGCGCUGGUGCUGGGAUCCUGCGAGCGCGCGCGCGCGCACCGUGCUGGACCUUGUGCACCGCUUGUCCGCGUCGAUGCCGAGCGAAGGGCCCGACGAGACGCUCGAGGCAUGGCCCGCCACCCCGCCCGCGGCACGCGCGGCGUGGGAAGCGAGUCGCGCGCACCUCGCGUGGCGCACGCUCACCCUGCCUGUAGACGUCCCCAUCGUCGACGUCGUGAUUGCUUUGGCAUGGGAUACCCCGCCAGCGACGCAUGUGCUGAUGGGCGCGCCGGUCGCUGUGUCGGUCCAAGUGACAACGUCGUGGGUCUGGGGCCUCGCGUCGUCCGACGCCGGCCUCGUACACCUGCAGUACAAUGUGUUUGUGGACCACGAUACCUGGGACGUAUGGGGCGCCAAGAAGGGCACAUGGGCCCUCGACCCAUCGCAGGGCAUGUGCGCGCGCACCAUCCACGCCACGCUCCUUCCGCUGCGCACGGGUUUCCUACCGUUCCCCCGCGUCCGUAUGGCGCCCGUGGCGCCGACCGCACGCCCCAUCCGCUGCGAGACGUACGUCACACACGCCUCGCCCGGCCUCUAUGUCGUGCCGCCCCCCGGCCCCAAUACCUACUGGGUCGAUCUGCGCGCCCUCGACGCGCCGGACGCGCCGGCCGUAGGCGCCCCAUAG